AUCCAACAAAUGCUGCUGCAGCUGUGGCCCAGGCUGCCAUACAACAAGCACAGGCAGCUAAAAAUUACCAGAAGCAGAUCCAAAACAGGGAAUCAGGCCAGCUUUCCCAUAAAACAGUGACAGUCAAUGGUGUCGAAUACCCUGUCUAUCCCCCUCCAGAUACUUCCAGCUACCAGUAUGAGGAGACUUCAGGCUAUUAUUAUGACCCCCUCACACAGCUGUACUACGAUGCCAACUCACAGUAUUAUUACAACUCCUCAUCGGGCACGUACAUGUACUGGGACGCAGAGAAGUCAACUUACCUCCCUGCCCCAGACAAUGUGCAAGCAAGUAAAGAUGAUAAAGAUGAGCCCCAGAGUAAAAAAGAAAGUAAAGAAGAGAAGAAAGAAAAAGAGAAAGGGAGGACAGCCAAAAGAAUUGCCAAGGAUAUGGAGAAAUGGGCCAAAAGUUUAAACGCCCAAAAGGAAGCUCAGAGAGAGGUGAAGAAAAGUGUGGCCCAGGCGAGUGCACCCAGGCAGGAAUCUGCAGCAGCAGACGCAGGAUUUGCUAUACUGCAGAAAGUU
Messenger RNA from Candidula unifasciata, 563 nucleotides. Lineage: Eukaryota; Metazoa; Mollusca; Gastropoda; Stylommatophora; Geomitridae. The record is from the annotation of a GenBank genome assembly.